Cajanus cajan (pigeon pea) is the source of this 1807-nucleotide messenger RNA. RefSeq names its product cytochrome P450 CYP736A12. Gene Ontology annotation, molecular function: monooxygenase activity; heme binding; oxidoreductase activity, acting on paired donors, with incorporation or reduction of molecular oxygen. The record is from RefSeq and is a predicted model, not a curated record. NCBI's taxonomy places the organism in Eukaryota, Viridiplantae, Streptophyta, Magnoliopsida, Fabales, Fabaceae.
ACACUCUUAAAUAAAAGAAACAAUAAUUGUCCUUGAAAGGAGUUGAUAAGUCUGUGAAUGCUUGUCGAGUAGUAUUUAAGCGAAAGGUGUAGCGUGCUUAAGCAUGUAGCUUGGUUUCAAUCAUGAGUCUUUCAAUCCCCAUUGUAAUACUUUCAGCCUUGGUAUUCAUUUUGUCUACCAUCUUUGUGGGUAGAAAAGUGAGGAAAGAUGAGCAUAGACGCCCCCCAGGUCCACCGACCAUUCCAGUAAUCGGUAACCUGCACAUGUUGGGAAAACUCCCACACCGCAGCCUGGAAGCCUUAGCCAAAAAAUAUGGACCCAUCAUGUCCCUGAAGCUAGGGCAAGUUCCAACCAUUGUGGUCUCAUCCGCAGAGGCUGUAGAGCGAUUCCUGAAGACACACGACGCCGUUUUCUCUAAUCGUCCCACACUUGAAGCCACUAACAGCUUUAGCUACAGGUCCAAGGGGUUAGCAUUCUCCAAAUACGGUGCGUACUGGCGUGACAUGAGGAAAGUGUGCACCUUACAGCUUCUGAGCGCGUCCAAGGCUGAGUCCUUUGCGCCUUUGAGGAAGAAAGAGUUGGAACAAGCGCUGAAGUUGCUAGAGAAAGCCGCAAUGAAUGGCGAGGUCGUCGACCUUAGCGAGGUGGUGCACAACGUUGUUGAAGAUUUUGUGUACAAAAUGGUGUUGGGGCGCAGCAAGGAUGCUGACUUUGAUUUGAAAGGGUUGAUUCAAAAUGAGCAUCAACUUCUUGGCGCGUUUAAUCUAGCGGAUUAUGUGCCUUGCCUCGGAGCUCUCGAUCUUCAGGGAUUAAAACGAAGGUUCAAGAAAAUUAGUGAAGCACUUGACCAAAUGUUGGAGAAGAUAAUUAAGGAGCAUGAACACGGUUCAGAUGUACAACAUGGACGAAACCACAAGGACUUCAUAGACAUAUUACUCUCACUAAGGCAGAAGCCUAUCGAUCCGGAUGAUGAACAAAACCAUGUCAUUGAUCGAACAAACAUUAAGGCAAUACUCUUGGAUAUGAUUAGUGGGUCAUUUGAAACUUCUGCAAUUACUGUGGAAUGGGCAUUAUCCGAGCUUCUAAGGCAUCCAAGAGUGAUGAAAAAGCUUCAAGAUGAGCUAGAUAAUGUGAUUGGAAGGAACAAAUUGGUGGGGGAAAAUGAUUUAGCAAAGUUAAGUUACUUGGAUAUGGUUAUCAAAGAGACCAUGAGAUUAUAUCCUACGAUACCAUUAAACUACAGAGAGUCGAUUAAGGAUUCUACGAUUCAUGGCUAUUUCAUUGAGAAAAACUCAAGAAUCUUUAUAAAUUUAUGGGCAAUAGGAAGAGAUUCUAAAAUAUGGUCUGAUAAUGCUGAAGUAUUUUAUCCAGAAAGAUUCAUGGAAAACAAUUUAGACUAUCGAGGACAUAACUCUCAAUUUAUUCCAUUUGGUUUUGGUCGUAGAGGAUGUCCUGGAUUGCACUUAGGUUUAAUUACAGUGAAACUUAUUGUCGCUCAACUAGUGCAUUGCUUUAGCUGGCAACUUUCAGGAAGUAUAGCCCCAAAUGACUUGGACAUGACGGAAAAAGAUGGCCUCUUGAUGCCGAAAGCCAUGCACUUGCUUGUUGUGCCAAGGUACCGUCUUCUCAGAGAAGCUCACAGUGAACCAACAAAUUGAAUUGUGUGAUUGGAGAAAAAAAAAACGAGGAUAAAUGAUGUAAUGGAAAAAUAAAUUAUAUAAAUGUGGUCUAUAUAUGUAAUAAUAUAUUAUUGCUUCACAUAAUAUAUGCAGGGGUACCUCAAGUCUUUCCUUUAAUAAAACCUUUU